GGUUGAUAUCUGGCUUCGACAGUUAGUGACUUUUUUAUUUUAUUAGAAUAUCUGUGAUUUUUAUUUUUAUUUUUUGAAAAAAAUAUUGAAAUAAUGUCGGCAUCACCCUUUGCAAGACAAGCCACGGACUCUAAGGCUAUACCUACACGAAAGGUGCUAUUCGCCGAUGCUUCAGAACUGCCUAGUCAAUAUUCGAGCACGCCUGGGGGCACCCUCUAUUCUACUACGCCUGGGGGAACCAAAAUUGUAUACGAAAGAAACGUGCUGAUGAACCUGAAAAACUCCCCAAUUUCGAGGACCCCGCCUGCCUUCGACAUUCCAGAAAAUCUACUGAGGGGCAGCCCCAACAAAUCCCCCCCGAAAUACUGCAACCUCCCUAAACGCGGCAACGUUGCCAAGCCCAAGAUUCACGAGGACGAUCAAUUCCAAAUAGAACUGUAGCCUUUUGUUUUUUUUGUAUGUAAUAAUGUUAGGUUACGAGAUUCACAUCACUAAAAAUUUAAAUAUGGCAACAUGGCAAUACAGUAACUUGUGAAUUCUUGUUUUAUUUUUUAAGUUUGUAAAUAAUAUUAGGAUUUUUUUGGUAAUAAUAUAAGACUGCCAAAAAUUUUAUAAUUUUGUUUGUUUUUUUUUAAUUGACAUACAUUUUUGUGUGUAUUUUUUUAAUUAUUGUAUUUUUAUUGGUUUCUAUUUUUG
Molecule: messenger RNA, 696 nt
Organism: Brassicogethes aeneus
Lineage: Eukaryota; Metazoa; Arthropoda; Insecta; Coleoptera; Nitidulidae
Source: the annotation of a GenBank genome assembly